UGACGAGAAAAAAGCAUCUCCCUGGGUGUAUAUAUAGACACAGGAAAGACAAUAAAUUUACGCAACUCAGACGAAUCAGGAACAAGAAAAGACUUGACAGUCAAAACCAAAGCUUGAUCCACACUCUACAGGCUCAUCAAUGGCGAACGGCGAUGUCAAUGGCGUCUCUCAUGACUUAUCGGCGCUCUUCUCCUCCGACCCGAGGGACUUCCUUGUCCGCAACAACGGCGACAAGGUUACAAUUAGUAGCUUGAGUGGGAAAGUAGUGGCAAUAUAUUUUUCUGGAUCAUGGUGCGGUCCAUGCCGCCGUUUCACUCCCAAGUUGGUUGAAGUCUACCAAGAAGUCGCACCGAAAGGCGACUUUGAAGUGGUGUUUGUGUCUUCUGAUAGAGAUGAGGAGUCAUUCAAUGACUACUUCUCUGAAAUGCCAUGGCUUGCCAUCCCCUUUUCUGAUUCGGACACAAGGAAGCACUUGAAGGAGUUGUUCAAAGUGAGGGGGAUUCCUAAUCUUGUAAUCAUCGACUCGAAUGGUGAGGUUACCACUGAGAAUGGGACUAUGGUUGUGAUGGAAUAUGGAGUUGAUGGCUAUCCGUUCACCUGUGAAAGAAUCAACUUCUUGAAAGAGGUAGAAGAGGCAACAAAGAGGAAUCAAUCCUUGAGUUCUAUCUUGGUCUCUCGCUCUCGUAAUUAUCUGGUCUCAAACAACGGGAAUCAGGUUCCAGUGUCUGCGCUCGAAGGGAAAAUGGUUGGCCUCUAUUUCUCAAUGAGUUCUCACGAGCCAUGUGUUGAAUUUACUUCAACACUUGUGGAUGUUUACAAUAAACUCAAGGAGAAAGGUGAGAACUUUGAGGUUGUCUUAAUACCUCUGGACUAUGAAGAAGAAGAGCACAAACAAGGGUUUGAGGCGAUGCCAUGGUUAGCUUUGCCUUUCAAGGACAAAAGCUGUGAAAAGCUUGUGCGUUACUUUGAGCUCGAGACCAUUCCUACACUGGUUAUAAUAGGCCCAGAUGGCAAGACUUUGGACCCCAAUGUAGCUGAACGCAUUGAAGAACAUGGCAUUGACGCCUACCCCUUCACACCUGAGAAGCUCGCCGAGCUUGCCGAGUUUGAGAAAGCGAAAGAAGCAUCGCAGACAUUGGAGUCACUGUUGGUUUCUGGAGAUAAAGAUUUUGUAAUUGGAAAGAAUGAUUCCAAGGUACCCGUGUCAGAACUUGUUGGAAAGAACGUUCUGCUCUAUUUCUCAGCUCACUGGUGCCCACCUUGCCGUGGAUUCACGCCUAAGCUGAACAAGAUAUAUCAUGAAAUUAAAGAAAAAGACAAUCAAUUUGAAGUGAUCUUCAUCUCAAGCGACAGUGAUCAGUCCUCCUUCGAUGAAUAUUUCUCUAGCAUGCCUUGGCUGGCCCUUCCUUAUGGUGAUGAGAGAAAGAAACUCUUGGACCGCAAAUUCAAAAUUGAAGCCAUUCCUGCAGCUAUAGCCAUUGGCUCCUCUGGUCGAACGGUCACAAAGGAAGCGCGAGAUCUCAUAGGCGUUCAUGGGGCCAAUGCUUACCCAUUUACUGAAGAACAUCUGAAGCAUUUGGAGGAACAGGCUGAAGAACAGGCAAAGGGGUGGCCUCAGAAAUUGAAGCAUGAGCUCCAUGAUGAACACGAGCUUGUACUUACUCGUCGCAAUGUAUAUUGCUGUGAUGCGUGUGAUGAAACAGGACAUGGAUGGUCCUUCUACUGUGGGGAAUGUGAUUUUGAUCUCCAUCCAAAGUGCGCUUUGGAAAAAAAUGAAGAGGCAAAGGAUGAGCCGACGACAAUGGAGGGAUAUGUUUGUGAAGGUGAUGUGUGCCGCAAAGUUUGAUAAACCACCUAGAAGUUUGCUAUGUAUUUAUCUGGUUUGCGUCUUCUGGCGUCUGGUAUUUUUCUCUCGUCAUAUAAGAGCAUUAUAAUGCGUGGAUACAAGUGCGACGUUUACUUUUCAUAAAUGUUAAUUAGGCUUUCUAUGUGACUGUUUAGGCUCCGUAGUAGUCGUUUGAGUGUAAUGUUGUGGGCUUUAUUUAUGUGGAAAAGAAAAUUAUGUUGUGAGACGCUGAA
Molecule: messenger RNA, 2079 nt
Organism: Morus notabilis
Lineage: Eukaryota; Viridiplantae; Streptophyta; Magnoliopsida; Rosales; Moraceae
Product: probable nucleoredoxin 1
Exons: 4
Coding region: 140-1846 (568 amino acids)
Molecular function (GO): thioredoxin-disulfide reductase (NADPH) activity
Source: RefSeq, a predicted model, not a curated record